Messenger RNA from Cynocephalus volans (Philippine flying lemur), 3025 nucleotides. RefSeq names its product scavenger receptor class F member 1 (gene SCARF1). The coding region runs from base 4 to 2496 and encodes 830 amino acids. The transcript has 11 exons. Gene Ontology annotation, biological process: neuron remodeling; heterophilic cell-cell adhesion; dendrite development. Gene Ontology annotation, molecular function: low-density lipoprotein particle binding; scavenger receptor activity. The record is from RefSeq and is a predicted model, not a curated record. Lineage: Eukaryota; Metazoa; Chordata; Mammalia; Dermoptera; Cynocephalidae. Gene Ontology annotation, cellular component: membrane.
GCCAUGGGGCUGGGGCUGCUGCUCCCACUGCUGCUGCUGUGGACUCAGGGGACCCAGGGGUCCGAGCUGGACCCCAGUGGGAAGCACGUCUGCAUGGCCGGCAGCCCCUCUGCUGAGCUCCAGUGCUGCCCAGGCUGGAGGCAGAAAGAUCGGGAAUGCACCAUCCCCAUUUGUGAGGGGCCGGACGCCUGCCGGGAAGAUGAGGUCUGCGUGAAACCAGGCCUUUGUCGAUGCAAACCUGGAUUCUUCGGGGCCCAGUGCAGCUCCCGCUGCCCGGGCCAGUACUGGGGCCCCGACUGCCGUGAGAGCUGUCCCUGCCACCCGCAUGGCCAGUGCGAGCCAGCCACGGGCGAGUGCCAGUGCCAAGCCAAUCGCUGGGGCGGCCGCUGCGAGUUCGCGUGCGCCUGCGGCCCCCACGGGCGUUGCGACCCCACGACGGGCGUGUGCCGCUGCGAGCCGGGCUGGUGGUCGCCCACGUGCCACCGGCCGUGCCAGUGCAACCCGGCGGCUGCGCGCUGCGAGCCGGCCACGGGCGCCUGCCUGUGCGAGCCGGGCUGGUGGGGCCGCCGCUGCAGUUUCCGCUGCGCCUGCCACGGCUCGCCGUGCGCGCAGGAGUCGGGCCGCUGCGCCUGCCGGCCGGGCUGGUGGGGCCCCGAGUGCGGGCAGCGGUGCGAGUGCGUGCGCGGCCGCUGCAGCGCCGCCUCCGGCCAGUGCGCCUGCCCGCCCGGCUUCCGCGGCGCGCGCUGCGAGCGGCCCUGCCCCGCCGGCAGCUACGGGGCGCAGUGUCGCGACAGCUGUGGCCACUGCAAGCAGAAUGAGCCAUGCUCUCCAGACACAGGCAGCUGUGAGUCCUGCGAGCCAGGCUGGAAUGGAACCCAGUGCCGUAAGCCCUGCCCACCUGGCACCUUUGGCGAGAGCUGCAGGCAGCAGUGCCCCCGCUGCCGGCUUGGGGAAGCCUGUCAGCCAGACACUGGGCACUGUCAGCGCUGUGACCCUGGCUGGCUGGGGCCCAGGUGUGAAGACCCCUGCCCAACUGGCACCUUUGGGGAGGGCUGUGGCUCUACCUGCCCCACCUGUGUUCAGGGGGCCUGCGAUGCUGUGACAGGUGAAUGUAUCUGCAACGCCGGCUACUGGGGGCCCAGCUGCAACACUUCCUGCCCAUCUGGCUUCCAUGGAAACAACUGCUCAGUUCCCUGCGAAUGCCCAGAGGGACCCUGCCACCCUCUGUCUGGGGCCUGCCAGCUGGGCCCUCAUGGGCAGGAUGCUGCCCUCAUCGCAGGCAUCCUCGUGCCUCUGCUGCUGCUGCUCCUGGGCAUCGCCUGCUGUGCCUGCUGCUGCUGGGCUGCCCGGGUGGAUCCCAAGGACAGGCCAGUAAGAAAUGGAGCUGCCAUGUCCAGGAUGAAGCUGCAGGUCUGGGGGGCACUGACCAGCUUGGGCUCUGCACUGCCCUGUGGUUCCCUCAGCAGCCACAAGCUACCCUGGGUGACAGUCUCGCACCACGACCCGGAGAUCCCCUUCAACCACAGCUUCAUUGAGCCACCCUCGGCGGGCUGGGCCUCUGACGACUCCUUCUCUUCUGAUCCCGAGUCUGGAGAGGAAGAGGAUAGUCCUGCGUACUGUGUGCCACCCCGAGAAGGGAUGGUUCCUGUGGCCCAAGCAGAGUCGUCAGAGGCCAGCCUGGCUGGAGGCUCCUUCCCUCCCCCUGAGGAAGCCUCCACGCCAUUCGCCAUCCCACGCACAUCCAGCCUAGCCCGGGCUAAGCGGCCAUCAGUCUCCUUUGCUGAAGGCACCAAGUUUGCUCCGCAGAGUCGCCAAAGCUCUGGGGAGCUCUCCAGCCCUCUCCGAAAGCCCAAGAGGCUCUCUCGAGGGGCCCAGCCAGGUCCUGAGGGCCAAGAGGCUGAGGAGUCCAUAGGUCAAGAGCAAGCAGAAACGGACGAGGCCCCUCCUGCUGCCACCAGCCCCAGGGACUCAACCACUGGCCGCCAUCGGCUCCUGCUCGGUGGUCGGACGGUGGCUGAGCGUGUGGAAGACAUUGAAGGUAAUGUCCAGGACAGCUCAGGCGCUGUAACCACGAUCUACAUGCUGGCAGGGACGCCCCGGGGAUCUGAGGGCCCUGUCCGGUCUGUCCUCCGCCGUUUUGGUAGCUUCCAGAAAGGCCAGGCAGAGCCCAAGUUCAAGAGUGCCAUCCCUAAGCCUCCACGCCGGGCCCUGAGUCGGAACAAGGGCAGCCCUGGGCUGGCCUCUGGCUCUGCCAGCCAGAGCCCUGGAUCAGCCACGAAUGCCGAGCUCACUGGGGCCAUGGCAUCUACAGGAGUCAGGCCAGAUGAAGGGGCCAUGGGCCUGGGGGAUGGCUUUGAGAGCUCAGGGACGGCCCAGGAACUGGUCUCCAAAGGUGACCCCACAGAAGAAAAUCCCCAGAAGCAGGCUGAAGAGGAAGAGCAGGAGGAGCCCCAGUAUGAGAAUGUUAUACCUAUCUCUGUGCCAUCAGAGCCCUGAGGACCUUGAACUUCGCAAGUGGGAAAAUUAUGGAUGGGAUUGGGCAGGGGGUGCCAGAACUGCCCAUGGACCAGAUUGUGCUUUGUGGUGGAAAAUGAUCCUAGAUCCAGGACAGACAUAGCAGAGCCUCUGCCCUUCCAUAGGGAAAACGCAAGGGUUAGAGGCCAGUUGGCUCUGGGACCUGGCAGUGCUCCAAGAAUUGGUCUGGAAAGCCUGGGCAUAGACCUCACAGGAUGGGGUCAGUAAGGGGGAAGAGAUGGCUGCAGGUUUUUCUCUGUUCUCCUGGAUUGUGUUUGCCCCAAAGGGCUAUUCUUUCCUUUAUUUGCAAAACAUUUGUCUGAAAUGGGAAACAACGUAAAUGUUUGAUGAUAAAAAAUUGGUUAAGCAAAUAUUUCUUGUGAUAGGUUACCACACAACCGCUAAAAUUCAUGUUGUGCAAGAAUAUUUAAUAUGGGAGAUACGGGAGAAUGUUCAUGCUAUGCUGUUAAGUGUGUAAAAAGUAAGUUACAGAUUAGGGUAUACAAUACAG